Molecule: messenger RNA, 1028 nt
Organism: Neomonachus schauinslandi (Hawaiian monk seal)
Lineage: Eukaryota; Metazoa; Chordata; Mammalia; Carnivora; Phocidae
Gene: SNURF
Product: SNRPN upstream open reading frame
Exons: 3
Coding region: 90-305 (71 amino acids)
Cellular component (GO): nuclear speck
Source: RefSeq, a predicted model, not a curated record
AGUUAGUGUUGCUGCAGUGACUCAAGCGCAGAGUGGAGUGGUCGCCGGAGAUGCCUGACGGUCUGUACUGAGGAGCGGCUAGCAGCGCGAUGGAGCGGGCCAGGGACCGCUUACACCUGAGACGGACUACGGAACAGCACGUACCAGAGGUGGAAGUCCAAGUCAAACGUAGAAGGACAGCCUCACUGAGCAACCAAGAGUGUCAGCUGUACCCAAGGCGAUCUCAGCAGCAGCAAAUACCUGUGGUGGAUUUCCAGGCGGAACUGAGACAGGCAUUCUUAGCUGAGACACCAAGAGGUGGUUAAAGCAGUAUUGGAACAUCCAGGUAGCUGAUUUCCAAGUGAAAAAACAGGUUAGAACUGAUUGAGUCAUGGUUAGGAAUAAAUAGUGUGUUUGGAGGUCACUUAAUUACUUGAGAUACGUUAAAAUACAUUUUUUUUCUUAAAAAUUUCAUAAUUGAAUUUAAAUAAAAAAAUUCAUAUAAUCACAUUGCAGAAGGAUUAAAGAAGUAAAAACAAGCAAUAGGACCUUGGUCUUAACCCGACACUUAGUUUCCCAGUCAUUUUAGUGCAUGCUUUUUAGGUAGUUUAUUUGUAUCUAAUUUCUAUUGGUUUUCUAAUUAAUAUUAUAUAAACAUACUGCAUUAUAAAUGGAUGCUGAAUAUCCUGCUAAUGAAUGUUUUGUAAUUACCUUUUGUGAGAAACUUCAUCUUUUUCCUGGUAGUUUCAAUAAAGCUUCAGUGAACUGCCAAGCAUAACAUAUUAGAUAGGAUCAUUUACUCAGAUAUGAAGAUGUGAAAAUAAACUGAAUCAGAAAUAUUAGCUUAGGUACAUUUUCUAAAUUAUAUUUCAAAGUAUUAGUCUCCAUUACCCUGAAUAAAUAAUGGGAAAAAAAUGGAAUGCCAGUUACGAUACACUUUUACCUGCAUUGGUUGUUUUAAUUACGUAUCAUUUGUGCCUACUGAAUUAAAAUACACAUCACAUUCAUAACCAAAUAAACUAAAUAAUUUUCCAUGCAUAUUUACUAAU